Molecule: messenger RNA, 1488 nt
Organism: Rhodotorula toruloides NP11
Lineage: Eukaryota; Fungi; Basidiomycota; Microbotryomycetes; Sporidiobolales; Sporidiobolaceae
Product: fucosyltransferase, glycosyltransferase family 10 protein
Exons: 5
Coding region: 1-1488 (495 amino acids)
Cellular component (GO): membrane
Molecular function (GO): alpha-(1->3)-fucosyltransferase activity
Source: RefSeq, a predicted model, not a curated record
AUGCCGCCUGCUCGCUCGUACGGCCCGCGAGAGGGCCUGUUUCGCCGCCGCAACCUCGCCCUCGCCGCCCUCGCCUUCUUCUUCUUCGUCGCCCAUCCCUCCGUUCGGACAUCGCCUUCGCGGCUGCUCAAGAGCCGGUACAAGCGUCCACCGAAGCCACCGCAAUCCCAGGCAGCGGUGGCGUAUUGGGCGGCCGAGGUCGCGCCAGACACCCGGAUACAGCCCGUCCUCGCCGACUUGUACGUUGAGCGGCAGAAGCGGCGUGCGGAGGCUGUCGCGCAUGCUCAGGCUCGCGGGCUGCGACUGAACGACCGCACGCGCGAGUCGGAUGCGCCUGUCGUCGUGUACUGGUCCGAGCCGCCGUACUGGUGGAAGAAGGAAUACGGGACCGGCCAGGGCGAACACAUCCAGGUCGACAACUGCCCCGUCAAAUGCACCCUCGUCUCCGGUCACUCCAACGACACCGCCCAGCGCGACGCUCACGUCGUCAUGGAGUACAAUACGCACCGGAACCGCAUCGACGGCCUCCCCGCGACGGGCCCUCGCUCUCUCCGCCCGUGGCAGAAGGCCGCCCUCUACUCGAUGGAGGCUAACUCGGUCCUCGAGAACCACCUCGACCUGCUUAAGCUCUUCGACAUUUUCUCCCACUUCUCCGCCUACUCGGACAUCCGCUUUGAGACCUACAUCCCCAACAUGUGCGACGACCCCGAGGACGCCAACUCGCACUGCAUCGGUCUCCCCGAUGUCACGUCUCGAGCUGUCGCAGACCGGUGGUGGGGCAAGGACCGCACGAAGAGUCCUUUCUUUGACGAGCAGCUCGCUGCGCAAGCUCCCUUGCCGACUGGCGAAGUUCGCCUCGCUACCUUCAUCUCAAACUGCUACGGCUCGACUCGGAACCGCCUCAUCAGGGAGCUCGUCGAGGAGGGCAUCGUCUUUGACCAUUACGGCAAGUGCAAGGAGGACGUGUUUGGCGGAGUUCCCCAGAACUACUCGGCCAAGAUCUCUGCUCUUGUCAAGCCAGACCCAGACUCGCCCUCGCAGAAGCUGCGGUGGCAAGCCAAGAUGAAGAUCCUCGCCAUGUAUCCGUUCGUUCUGAUUCUCGAGAACACGAUCCUGUCCGAUUACAUCUCGGAGAAGAUCACGCAGGGCAUCCUCGCCGGCGGCAUCCCCAUAAUACUCGGCGCGCCCAACCUCGCAUCCGAGAUCGACCCACCAACAGCUCCCCACCCACCCCUCUACAUCGACGCGAUGGAUUACACGCCUUCUGAACUCGCAGCCCACCUCCGCCGCCUCGCAGCCGAACCAGCCCUGCACGCCGAGUACCGCGCCUGGACAAAGACGCUUCCCGAUGCGCCGGUCGUCGAGUACGCACGGCGAACAAGCGACAACAACUACCUCGAGAACGGGCUCAUGAGGCCUAUCUGCGACAUUUGCCAGUACUACCACGAGAACUACGACUGGGAGACUCAGGCGCCCGUGGCGUUCUGA